Molecule: messenger RNA, 2335 nt
Organism: Penaeus chinensis
Lineage: Eukaryota; Metazoa; Arthropoda; Malacostraca; Decapoda; Penaeidae
Product: PEST proteolytic signal-containing nuclear protein-like
Exons: 4
Coding region: 579-905 (108 amino acids)
Biological process (GO): proteasome-mediated ubiquitin-dependent protein catabolic process; protein ubiquitination
Cellular component (GO): nucleus
Source: RefSeq, a predicted model, not a curated record
GGAACAUCUUUUGAUAUUUCUUGAUUUUUCUUGACUCGUGUCCUCUUGUCACUCACAAACUCAGUUCAUAUUUUGUGCUAUGAAUUUCGUAAAUGACUCGUCAUGAGUAUUUUCUUGUGUCAGAUGACAAGGUAGAUCUAUGUUUUAGUGUUGCCAUUGCACAUAUCUUCAGAUAGCUAUGCAACAAAUAAAGUUCAUUCUUUAUUUACUUAAUGUCCCUUUUUUUUUUUUUUAUUCAUUAAACUUAACUUUGUAAUGUCUUGUGUGCAUGAGGGACAUGAGAGUAAUUGAGUAGAAAUGGAAAUGUAGUGACAGGGUAUUGACUAUUUCAAAAGAUAAAAGCAGCAGCCAUUUUGAACAUUGAAUGUUUUAAUGUGCUUAUGGUCUCUCGCAUAAGAUGUUCUGGACGCUUAUGAAGCUAUAAAUACUUUCAGGAAAAGUGUUUAUCUCCAGAGACAUCAUUGGUGGAGCGGUCAUCAGCCACCAAGAGGCCGGCGGCUGAGGGGGAUGGGGGGGAGGAGCCAAAGAAAAAGAUUAGUUUUGGCCUCGGCAAACCCCUAGACAAAGGCACUGUGGGAAUGCCUCCAACCGCAAAGAAACCCCUUGGUGGCAUUUCAAUCAAGCUUGGUCAGUCGCAGCAGAAAAGUGCCACCCCGACUGGAGCAUCUGCAUUGAAGCCAAAGGUUGGAGCAGCAGCGUCUGUUUUCGGCUCAGAAGACGAUGAUGAUAUUGAGGAAGAGAUGCCUCCAGAGGCAAAAAUGAGAAUGAAGAAUAUAGGAAGAGACACACCAACAUCUGCAGGGCCAAACAGCUUUGGCAAGACGAGGAUGGGUUUCUGCGAUUCCAAAAAGAUUUAUGAGAAACAGUUAAGAGAUGUCCAGGAUAAAGCGAACAAGUUAGAAUAAUCGCAAGAGUCGUUAGGGUUAUAGAAAAUGUCCAAAAAAUGUUAUUGCGGGUAAUCUAGAAUCCACAUAGUAGGAAGUGUUUGGAUGCAUUUUGUUGAUUUUUGAGGUGGAAGAUGGUUCUUGAGUAUGGAUUUGCAACAGUGCAUGAAGAGGCUCUCUGUCAAGACCAAUGAUGUGUUCUGUUAUAAUGUUUGAUCAGAUGUAAGAGUCUAGACAGUAAAAGUCUUUGCUCAUAUAGGUAACCUUAAGGCAUACAUAAUAGGGAUUUGGAAGUUAGUGGAAUGUGGUAUGAUCUGGUGCAACUGACAUAGCAGCACAGUCAACCUAAUUUAUAAAAAAAAGGCUUGCACAGACAACUUUAGUGGUCAGAUUUGUUGUCAGUUUAUGAAAUAAAAGCACAUAACAACCACUGCUGGGUCAUUUCAUCACAAAUGACUGUAAUUAUAUGAUGGAAAAUGUACAUUUAAUCUGUUUGGGGCUAUUCACUGUUUAUUAGUGUGUGUGUGGCACUGAUGAAAUACUUGGUAUGAGUACUGAAGCUUCCUGCCAUCCUGUACACUUUUCUUGCUUAUACAUGCCAUGUACAUUUAGCAUUAUAGUCUCAGCUAUUUAGGAAGAAGUGAACUGAAAUUUAUGGGAUUUCUAUUUAUUUUAUAUGAAAUGAAUAUCGGUAUGGAGGAUGAUCAUAGUAAUAUUGACCCAGUGCCCCUGUUCAUGUUCAUUCUAAUUUUAGUUUAAUGCUUGGCUCCACAGGUGCUUAGUCCUACCUAUCUCACCAGUUUACCCUAUUAUUUGAUUUUUGCAAAGAUAUUUUUUUUAUUUUGGUAUUUUUAUUCUUAUUAGUUUUUCAUUAAGCUUUUCAUAACAUGAAAAUCCUAAUAUCAAUAACAAUAACACCAAUUUUCAUAGCAUUAAAAAAAAAAAAAAAACAUUUUCUUGCAAAUUCAAGGCAUGGGGGAACUAGGCACAGUCACUAGAGCCUAUUAAUUAUCUCCACGGUGGCUGAGCAGUUGUGGAGCCGUCUGUGUACAACAAAUUAAUAAAAAAUCACUACAGUACGUAAACCAAAGGCCAGAGGGUUAACAGUGUGAAUGAUCUUGAUAAAGACUGAUAAACACGACAACAGCAUUUGAAUGAUGAUCUAAUAAUUAUGAAAGUAUAAGAAAAUAGUUAUAGUUACUGUAACUGCAUUUUGAUUGUGUAAUAUUAAAGAAAAAAAAAUGAGAUUUAUUUUUCUGUUAUUACCACUCACGCAAAAAUAUGUUCAUUUGUAUCAUUCAGCUUUUAGGAAUUGGUCUUUCUUGUGAUUUCAAAGACUAGUAUUUGUGUGUAAUAAUAUAUCUAUAUCUGCCUAUAUAUCUACACACACACACACACACACACACACACACACACACACACACACACACACACACACACACACACACACA